CAACAAGUACAUGUACUGAUUAGUUUUGACAUUUUACAUAAAGUUUGAUAAAACAUAAAAGACAACCGUGCAACAAAGUAGCUAUAUUGCUUUUUGGUGAAACAGGGCUUCAUACGAUCAGUUAAAAACAACACAGGCCGUAUCAUGACGUACAUAAUAGAUGAGUGGAAUUUAGCCCUGUGUGCUAUUGUGACAGUGGCGAUGCAGUUCACGUUUUUCCUGAUAGCAUGCACCUGCAAAUUUGAUAAAGUUACGGACUUUGCGGGUGGCACCAACUUUGUCGUCUUGGCUGUACUCAGCUUUUUCAUGGCACAGACCUACGCUACUCGUCAAAUCAUGGUAACUGUAUGUAUCGUUGUCUGGGGAAUCCGACUAUCCGGCUAUCUGCUCUACAGAAUCAUUAAGAUUGGAGAAGACAAGCGAUUUGACGACAAACGAGAGAACUGCCUUGCAUUUGCUGGUUUCUGGACAUUUCAGGCUGUCUGGGUUUUCACAGUUAGUCUGCCCGUAAUUAUGAUCAACGCCGAGCACAACGCCAUGGUCCGAGACUACUGGACGGCGAUGGACAUUGUUGGACUGGUUUUGUUUGUGCUUGGUUUACUGUGUGAGGCAGUAGCUGACCAGUCUAAGUUUAUGUUCAGGAACAACCCAGUCAAUAAAGGCAAAUGGUGUGAUACAGGCCUGUGGAAAAUCUCUCGUCACCCUAACUACUUUGGUGAAAUCUUACUUUGGAUCGGCAUCUUCAUAAUUAGUACAAGUGUACUUUACAAGGGAGAGUGGGCUGCAGUUCUCUCCCCUAUUUUUAUAUCCGCCAUUCUACUUUUCCUGAGUGGAAUACCGCUGUUGGAGAAAAAAGCGGAUGAGAGAUAUUAUACAAAUGAAGCCUAUGUAGCGUACAAGAACCGAACCAGUGUGCUAAUCCCCCUACCUCCAGCCUGCUACGGCUGCCUACCCCACCCCCUCAAGUGCCUCUUCUGCUGCGAGUUUCCUCUCUAUGAUAAUAAAGGAGAUGCAUCUGAAAAAAUAACCAUCACCAAGGAUUUAGAAGGUGAAAGCAAGCCGUCUGAAGGUGCAGAAAGAGUUUGAACUUGAUGGAAGUUAUAAUUAUUGUUUGAUUUGUUAUAAGGCCUAAAAAAAUAAAUUGUUUGAUUAGGGUUACAUCCUUUUCAAAAAUAGGUAGGGUAGAUAGGCUUUUUUUU
Molecule: messenger RNA, 1199 nt
Organism: Mya arenaria
Lineage: Eukaryota; Metazoa; Mollusca; Bivalvia; Myida; Myidae
Exons: 6
Coding region: 145-1086 (313 amino acids)
Biological process (GO): lipid metabolic process
Cellular component (GO): membrane
Molecular function (GO): oxidoreductase activity, acting on the CH-CH group of donors
Source: RefSeq, a predicted model, not a curated record